Molecule: messenger RNA, 591 nt
Organism: Dovyalis caffra
Lineage: Eukaryota; Viridiplantae; Streptophyta; Magnoliopsida; Malpighiales; Salicaceae
Source: the annotation of a GenBank genome assembly
AUGGCAAUAGCAGCUGCUUUGAGACGCGGAGGAAUGAGAUUUGUCUCCCCUCUCAUCUCCCCUGAACCAUUCACCGCUGUCCGAUCCUCUCUUAUCACCGAGGAGCAUGUCACUCCUGGAGUGCGUUCCAUUUCAACUCAAUCGUUUAAUGCGCUUCUUGGAGAUACUCCUAACGUUGAUGUAAAGAAGAAUGUGAUUGUCACUGUGUCUUCGGAUAAAGGUCUGUGUGGUGGAAUUAACUCUACAACAGUCAAGGUCAGCAAGGCCAUUAGCAAGCUCCAGUCAGUGGUCUCAUUUCUUGCGACCAUGGCAACUGUAUUAUCUCUUGAGGUUACGAAGAGAGAGACUGAAUGUGGUGGGAAGCUUGAUGAUCCUGAUUCCUAUGAGAUUGAAGGUGGUGAAACAAAGGGUGAAAUACUUCAGAAUCUUACUGGUGAGCAAGAUGCAAGAAUGUCUGCUGUGGAUAGCUCAAGCAGAAAUGCUAGAGAUAUGCUUGAUCGCUUGACACUGACUUAUAACAGAACUCGUCAAGCAUCUAUCACUAUGGAGUUGACUGAGAUUACAUCUGGAGCUGCAACAUUGGAGGGUUGA